Messenger RNA from Seriola dumerili (greater amberjack), 1820 nucleotides. RefSeq names its product potassium voltage-gated channel subfamily V member 2-like. The record is from RefSeq and is a predicted model, not a curated record. The transcript is spliced from 4 exons. Gene Ontology annotation, biological process: potassium ion transmembrane transport; protein homooligomerization. NCBI's taxonomy places the organism in Eukaryota, Metazoa, Chordata, Actinopteri, Carangiformes, Carangidae. Gene Ontology annotation, molecular function: delayed rectifier potassium channel activity. Gene Ontology annotation, cellular component: voltage-gated potassium channel complex; membrane. The coding region runs from base 47 to 1663 and encodes 538 amino acids.
CAGAACUUUUGCUGUUUGGUUUUUUGUCUUCUAAGGAGCGGUCACAAUGGAGACUAUGAAACCAAAGGUGAAAGUGCUAAAGAAGCGUCGCUCUAGUCUUUUUGCAACCGUAAAACGGGAAAUUAGUUUUUCACAAAGCAUUGAAGAACAGGAGCAUGAAUUUCCUUUUUCACAGGACAGCUCAGUGAAACCAUGGACAUCUAUGAACAACCUUGAUGCUCCUGAUGAGAAAAAAAAUGAAACAAAAGAUCAGACCAAAGACGCACCAAACCCAAGGCAGUCAAACAUCGUCAACCUCAACGUGGGUGGAAAGGUGUUCCACAUCCCGAAACAUUUGGUCCUCCGACACCCAAAAACAAGGAUUGGUGUCCUUGCCCUCUGCGAUGAUCCAGUCAAGCGUCUGACACUCUGUGACGAUUACAAUGUUCAGAACAACGAGUUCUUUUUCGACAGGGACCCCAUGUUUUUCCACUACAUAUUCCACUUUUACUGCAGUAAUGUCCUGUGGGUUAUGGACAGCCUUUGCCCUGUCAACUUUGAGGAAGAGAUGUCAUUCUGGGGACUGAAACUGAAGGACACUCCAAGGUGCUGCCGUAUUCUGUUUGAGGAAAAAGUGGAUGACAUCAGAGACCAACUCAAGGUCAACCAGGAGCUGCUUGAUGAGAUUAAACCUCACCAGGAUGACGAAGGAUACAAGAAUAUGUUUCUUGGAGACCUUCGAAAGGCUCUCUGGGACCUGAUGGAGAAUCCCUACUCCUCAUUGUCAGCCAAAGCCUUUGCUGUGUUUUCCAGUCUCUUCGUGCUCAUCUCGAUUGUUGCCAUGACAAUGAAUACAGUGAAAGAACUCAGGCAGUACAAACUCGCUGGCAAAACCUACAUGGAGUGGAUAGAGAUCGCUUCCAUUCUUUUCUUCACCUCAGAGUACUUUCUGCGGUUAGUCACCACAUCCAACAUCAAACAUUUUGUGAAGAGUGCCCUCAACUUUGUUGAUAUGGUGGCUGUUAUGCCCUACUUCAUCCAGAUCAUUUUUGAGACAUUUGUUAUAGAUGCAGAAGAUGUCAGUGGGCAGCAAGAUUUGAAGACCAUGGCUAGGGUCAGUAAAGUCAGCAAGGUGCUCAAGGUCGUCAAGCUGAUGCGCAUCUUCCGUAUCUUGAAGCUUGCCCGUCAUUCUACAGGCAUGAGAGCAUUUGGUUUCACCAUCCGCCAGUGCUCUGAGCAGGUGUGCUGUCUGUUUCUAUUCAUUGCCAUGGGCAUCUUCACCUUCUCUGCUCUGAUGCACUCUGUGGAAGUGGAUCAGCCCGGGACACCAUUCAGCAGCAUACCAGAUGCCUGGUGGUGGGCUGCGGUCAGCAUCUCUACUGUGGGCUACGGAGAUGUUGUCCCUAUCUCCUAUCUUGGCCGCUGUGUGGCUUUUGGCUGCAUCUCGUUUGGCAUCAUCCUCAAUGGCAUGCCCAUCUCCAUUCUGUUCAACAAGUUCUCCGACUACUACGCCAAGCUGAAGGAACAGGAAUACACGUAUUCAAACACAGAGCGCACCUUCCAGCUCAAGAAACGUCUGAGGCGUAAGUUUGACGGCUGCUUUGAACCCCAGCCAGACGACUCCGAUGAUGAGAUACACUACCGGCCCAGUGGAAGGCAAACCAUCCGUGAGAGCGAGGACUGAGAGAAGCUGCCUGGUCACUAAGUCGCUAACCCUAAAUGGCCUUAUCACCCAUGGGUGUAGAAAGUGUGAGACCCCAUCUGCCUCCAACUCUGAGCCUGUGUGAUUUAAGAUAAACAAUCUAAGGGGGGGGGCAAAUGAGGCAGCAGCAAGUUGAGAU